GUGCAUGCAGUGCGGUGCAGCGCGGAGGCGAGACCCCACGGCCUGGAUCGAUCGAUGCCACGAGGCAACGAGAGCCCGAGCGGCGGGGCUACAAAGGCGGGGGCCUCGCGCCAGUAGCCACACCCCCUGUGCUGUGGGAGGAAAGGGACGAGCCGCCAAGCCACCCCAACCCCAGCCCACAGAGGCCACACACGCACCAGCGGUCAGGGCGGGCGGCUCAUCAUGGCUCCCUCCUCCUCCUCCACCUCCGUGCUCCUCAUCCUCCUCCUCUCCGUCGUCCCGGCCAGCCUCGCCUCGACCCCGGUCUCCGAUGGGCUGGAGCUGGAGCUUGGAGGAGACGGCCUGUACAGGGAGAUUCUCAGGGACGAGACGGUGCUCAGGCUCAAGGAACUCGGCAAGAUAUCUGAUGGCGAAGGAUUCCUCGAAAGGACAUUCCUGAGUCCUGCUUCCUUCAGAGCCACUGAUGUCAUUAUCAGCUGGAUGAAAGAUGCCGGACUUACGACGUGGGUUGAUCAAAUGGGUAACAUUCAUGGUCGAUUUGAGCCCUCCAAUUCGACAGAUAAGGCUCUAUUGAUUGGAUCCCAUAUGGAUACUGUCAUUGAUGCUGGCAUGUAUGAUGGAGCUUUGGGUAUUAUAUGCGCAAUCUCUGCUCUGAAGGUCUUGAGAGUCACCGGAAAACUUCAAAGGCUCACUAGACCAGUAGAGGUGAUUGCAUUCAGCGACGAGGAGGGUGUUAGAUUUCAGACAACAUUUCUGGGAAGCGCCGCUGUAGCUGGUAUUCUACCUGAAUCAAUUUUGCAAGUAUCUGACAAGAGUGGCACUACAGUUCAAGAAGUUCUUCGGCUGAACUCCUUCGAGGCUAGCGCUGAUGCUCUUGGUCAAGUCAAGUACAGCCCAGAGUCCGUGGGGAGCUAUGUUGAGGUUCACUUGGAACAAGGGCCUGUCCUGGAAGCCCUCCGCUAUCCCCUUGGAGUCGUAAAAGGAAUCGCAGGGCAGACGCGAUUGAAGGUAAUAGUAGACGGUUCCCAAGGGCAUGCUGGGACGGUUCCAAUGAAAUUGCGCCGUGAUCCGAUGGUUGCAGCUGCAGAGCUGGUGGUGACACUGGAGGGCCUGUGCAAAGACCCGAGCAGGUUCCUGACCUACGACGAGGAGUGCGGCUGCUUCACCGAGGAGUCCCUCGCCGGCCUCGUCUGCACCGUCGGCGAGCUGCUCACGUGGCCCAGCGCCAGCAAUGUCAUUCCAGGGCAGGUGAAUUUCACGGUGGACAUACGGGCCAUGGACGACCUGGUGCGGGAGACGAUCGUGGCGAGCUUCUCGCGGAUCGUCAUGCAGCGGUGCGACCACCGGCUGGUCGACUGCGCCGUCGAGCACAAGCACUCGGCGGCGGCCACGCCGUGCGACCCGGAGCUGACGGCCCAGCUGAAGCGCGCGACGCGGUCGGCCGUGUCGGCGAUGGCGCCCGGCGGCCACGGCCACGGCCGUGCGGUGGGAGCCGGGGAGUCGACGGCGGCGACGCCAGUGCUGAUGAGCGGCGCGGGGCACGACGCGAUGGCGAUGGCGCGGCUGACGCGGGUGGGGAUGCUGUUCGUGCGGUGCCGCGGCGGGGUGAGCCACUCGCCGGAGGAGCACGUGGCGGAGGACGACGUGUGGGCCGCCGGGCUCGCGCUGCUCCGUUUCGUGGACCAGCACGCCGUCGCCGAGCUGUGAAAUGUGAAAUGUGAAUCGGUCGGUUCGUGCCGCCGGAUGUGUACAUAUGGAUUGGACUGGGCCGGGCUGCCGUCCCAUUGGGCCAGCCAGAAAUAAACGGGUCUCUUCGCUGAGACUCUUUAUUUACGAACGGUGUGAGCGGCCGUCGGGUUGGAUGGAGAGCGUGCCGCAGAAGCAGUUUCUGUGUUCCCAAACGUAGAAACGGCUUCAAUAGAGUCUCAGAACAUGAGAAUAUCAUCUCAAUACGGUCCUCAAACAUGGAGAACCGGUCCUGCGGUGUGUCUCACGUAUGAUUCAUGUACGAUAUGUCUCACGUAUGAUUCAUGUAUGCCGUGCUUGAGUUUUCUUCUUGCAGAA
Molecule: messenger RNA, 2064 nt
Organism: Triticum aestivum (bread wheat)
Lineage: Eukaryota; Viridiplantae; Streptophyta; Magnoliopsida; Poales; Poaceae
Product: probable allantoate deiminase
Exons: 11
Coding region: 223-1707 (494 amino acids)
Molecular function (GO): hydrolase activity, acting on carbon-nitrogen (but not peptide) bonds, in linear amidines
Source: RefSeq, a predicted model, not a curated record